This is a messenger RNA of Pseudopodoces humilis (Tibetan ground-tit), 9942 nucleotides long. Lineage: Eukaryota; Metazoa; Chordata; Aves; Passeriformes; Paridae. The record is from RefSeq and is a predicted model, not a curated record.
AUGAAACUGGGCCGUGGGAAGAAGGUGCAGCAGGAGACGGAGGAAGGGGAAGGCGAGAGCAAUGCUGCAACAGGCAAGAAGAACGUAAAGGGCACCUCCAAACUGGUGAUGGGGCUGACAACCGACAAGAAGAAGAAAGGGGCCAAGGGUGCAGAGGCCAAGGGACAGCCCAAAGAAUCUGUGGAAGCCAGCGCAGCUGUGGAGGAGGAGGCAGCAGCACCUCCGAAGGCCCGGGCAAAGCGAAGCCUCCGCAGCACCUCGAAGCUUUUCCUGGGCUUCAAGAACCUGGGGUUGCGUCGGCCCAAGAAGGGGCAGUUCAAGAACACAUCCCGCUUCUUCUGGGGGCUGCAUAAGCACAGCACCAAGAAGAGGAAGAAGAAGAAGAACAAGGCAGUGCUCAAGUCCACCUCCAACCUGAUGAUGCGCUUCAAGCAGGUGGGCAAGAAGAGGAAGGAGGAGGCCAAGAAGGAGGCAGCAUCCAAGCCAUCCUUCCUGCUGCUGCGGCGGGGCGGGCAAGACAUCGAGAACGGCGCGUCGCUCUUCCGCCGGCGCCCGGAAAGGAAAUUCAAGCCCCGGGCGCAGGUGCUGAGCAAGGCGGCCUCUGCCACGGGCUGGCUGGCCAGGAAGGUGCUUUCCCGGCGCGGGCGGCUGGUGGGGGGCAGCCGAGCGACUGACACGGCCUGGCUGUCCCGUAUCGGUGCCAAGAAGCUGCCGUUCCCCGCGGAAGAUGAGAUCCUCAGGCACCGGGCCAACAUGAAGCGGAUCCCUGGCGGUGUGGGGCUGUCGGCGCCCGGCACUCCGCGGCAGGGCAGCAUGGUGAGGCGGCCGUCCCGCCGGCGCUCCCAGCGAGCGGCCCAGGAGCCGCCGGCGCCGCGCUACGGCUGGGCCGAGGAGGAGAACGGAGCCCACGGCCCCCGGAGAGGCUAUGGCAAGGAGGAUGGAGGCUACGGCUCCCGCCGUGGCUAUGCCAGGAAGGAGGAUGGAGCCUAUGGGCCCUGGCGCAGUCACCCCAAGGAGGAAGAUGGAGAGUACGGCCCUCACCACGGCUACGCCGAGGAGGAUGGAGGGUACGGCCCGUGGCACGGCUACAGCGGGGAAGAGGAUGGAGCCUAUGGCCCCCGGCACAACUACUCCGAGGAGGAGGAAGGCUACAUGCAGAGCCCAGCCUACCCAGCAGGGUACGGCUUUGAGGAUGCGGUGCCGACCCCCUACUCUGACUACCCCGGUUAUGAGACAGAGGAGGAGUAUGACUCCUACGGGGGAUUUUGGGAGGACGGUGACCAGCCAGGGCACCCCUACGGCUACUCAGAGCUCGAGGAUGAGGGAGUGUAUGGUGGUGGGUCUCCCCUCAGCCUCUAUGACCCAUACAGCAGCGACCCGGAGUACGGUGAGGAGGCAGAGGGGCCCUUCGGCUACAGGGGGGACCCCUACGAGGAUUUUGGGGAGUCCUUUGCCAGGGGGUACCCUGGGGGCGAGUACCCCGAGCAUCGCAUCCAGUACAGCGAGGGUGGGUGGGCGCCGCAUGCCCAAUCCUCCUGCAACCCCUACGCCCUGGGCCUGGAGGAGAUCGCUGAGGGCGAGGAGCCCGAGGAGUGGGAAGAAGAGGAGGAAGAAGAGAAGGAGUAUCCCUUUUCCAUCCUGAGCGCCUCCUCGCUCCGGGGCAUGCGGGAGACGCUCUCCUCCAAGCUCUCCCUCAACAGGAAAUUCAGGCUCUUCCCCCGACCCCAGGUCAAGCUUUUCGGCAGGGACCGCCUGGACGUCCCCCUCCCGCCGUCCCCGCACCUGCCCGCUGCCCGAGACGAGGACGACUACGACGAGUACGAGCCGCCGCCGCCUCCGGCAGCCCCCGGCCCCGCGGCAUCCCCGGCACGCCGGGUUUCGGCAGCGCGGGCGUGCGGGAGCCCUCUGGGCCAGUUCCUCCAGCGAUCCCUCUCCAUUCCUCCCAGCCGCCCGCUGCGAGGUGCCGAGGGAUUUCGGGGGUCCCGCACCCCCCAGCCCUCCAACAGGCGCUCCAGCCGCAGGCUGGCGGGGAUGGAGAACACCGGUUUGGGGAGCCGGGACCCUUCCCCACCGGCGGGGCCCUGGGGGCAGCCCCCGAGCCGGGAGCCGGGGGCUGCGCGCCGGCCGUCGCUCCGUAACCCCUUCGCCAACCCCGGGCGCUCCCCGUCACCGCCGCCCGUCCGUCCGCGGCCCGGCAGCACGCGGGGCGAGGGGCCACGGCGAUCCCCGUCCCUCGGUGCCAGCCUCCGGCGCUUCGGCCCCGAGCCCCCCGCCCCGCCACCGGCCGCCCCCCGCUCACCGGGGCCGGGGGGGAGACGCCUGGGGGGGCCCGCGGCCUGGCCCCGGCUUCCCGAGCCCCCCACCAAGGCGGUGAAGCCGCUGCAGAGGACCCCCUUCCUGGCAUCAUCGUCCCGCCCCGGCAGCCGCCGCCUCGGCCCCCCCGGCCCCUCCUGGGAUGAGGAGCUGCCCCCCUGGCAGGGUGCCCCGAGGGGUCCCGCCGGGGUCCCCCCUCCGCCCAGCCCCGCUCCCAGCACCCCCAAAAGUUUCAUCCAGCGCAUCGGGCAGCCCCUUGCCGGGAUGGCCCCCCACUCCCCACCUCCGAGGCCGUCUGCUGAAGUGGGGGGCCGCAGCCUUUCCAAGGGGCGCUCCGUGGCGCAGUCCCUGGCUUCGCUUCUCGUAAAAAGCAUAGCCUCUACCAAAGCCCCCUCAUCCUCACCACCCACCCGCCAUCCCUCCACUCGCUCGCCCUCCUUGCCCCGGCGCCCAUCCCGGCUGGACGGGAGCACCCGCAGAUCUCCGAGCCCACCCUCGGGGCGCCGGGGCUGGGCCGACGCCGGGCGCCCCAUGCUCCCCUCCAACCCACGCGGCAACCGGAGCCCCUCACCGCCCCGUCGUGCCGCUUUCCCACCACCCCACGGGCGAGCCCCCGGCUCUCCGGCCAUCCCCCGCCACGGCGCUCGCCCGCCGGGGCCGGCGGAGCCCAUCGAGGGUGACGGGGAGGCCGGGGAGGAGGGCGCGGGGCGCUACGCGGUGGUGACGCCGCAGGUGCAGAGGUUGGGCUCCUUCCGGCGCGCAUCCCGCAUGUACAAGCAGCACUGGUCCAAGCAGCACGUCGUGCGGGUGCGGGAGAUGCCCGACGCCUGGACAGCCGAGCAGGGUCUCCCCCAGCAGCCCACCCAGCGCGGCCGGCGGUGGGCGGGCCAGUGGGGAGCCGACAUCGCCCGAUAUCUGUGCCAGCGCUCGCCGGCGGGCGGCUGGCGGGACAGGCACCCCUGGGCAGACGGGUACCUGGGCAGCAAGCAGCCCUGGCGCAGCAAGAUGCAGUCACUGUGCAGUCUGCCCAUCAUGCGGUACCAGGAGCCACAGGAGGAGGAUGGGCUGGAGGACAUGACCCAGCUGGAGGACCUCCAGGAGGCUGCAGUGCUGAGCAACAUCCGGACGCGGUUUGAGCGCCAGCUCAUCUAUACCUACAUCGGCAGCAUCCUGGUGUCGGUGAACCCGUACCGGCUCUACAACAUCUACGGGAAGGAGCAGGUGCAGCAGUACGAAGGCAGAGCCCUGGGGGAAAACCCGCCGCACCUCUUUGCCAUCGCGAACGUCGCCUACUCCAAAGUGAUGGAUGCCAAACACAACCAGUGUAUCGUCAUCAGUGGGGAGAGCGGCUCAGGGAAGACCGAAGCCACCAAGCUGAUCCUGAGCUACCUGGCAGCUGUCAGCCAGAAACGCAGCACUGCCCCACAGAUAGAGAUCCUGGAGGCGACCCCUUUGCUGGAAUCCUUCGGCAACGCCAAAACCGUGAGGAAUGACAAUUCCAGCAGGUUUGGGAAAUUUGUGGAAAUCUUUCUGGAGGACGGUUUGAUCUGCGGUGCCAUAACCUCGCAGUACCUGCUGGAGAAGUCCCGCGUGGUCUUCCAGGCUAAGAGUGAACGCAAUUACCACAUCUUCUAUGAGAUGCUGGCAGGGCUGCCGUCUCAGCAGCGGCAGCGGUACUGCCUGCAGGGCGCUGAGACCUACUACUACCUGAACCAGGGUGGGAACUGUGAGAUUCCUGGCAAGGAUGAUGCUGAGGAUUUCCGCCGGCUGCUCAACACCAUGGAGGUGCUGAACUUCAGCGUGGAGGAGCAGAACAGCAUCUUCCGCAUCCUCUCCUCCGUCCUCCACCUGGGCAACGUCUACUUUGAGAAAUACGAGACCGACUGCCAGGAGGUCGCCACGGUGGUGAGUGCCACGGAGAUCCGGACGGUGGCUGAGCUGCUGCAGGUGUCCCCUGAGGGCCUGCAGAAAGCCAUCACCUUCAAGGUGACGGAAACGCAGCGGGAGAAGAUUUUUACACCUCUGACUGUUGAAAGUGCUGUGGAUGCCAGGGAUGCCAUUGCCAAGACCCUCUACUCCCUGCUCUUCGGCUGGCUCACAGACCGCAUCAACAAGCUGGUGUACCCACGGCAGGAGGCCCUCUCCAUCGCCAUCCUGGACAUCUACGGCUUUGAGGACCUCAACUUCAACAGCUUUGAGCAGCUGUGCAUCAACUAUGCCAACGAGUAUCUGCAGUUCUUCUUCAACAGGAUUGUGUUCCAGGAGGAGCAGGAGGAGUAUCUCCGGGAGCAGAUCGAGUGGAAGGAGAUCCCCUUCAGCGACAACCAGCCCUGCAUUGACCUCAUCUCCCAAAAACCCUACGGCAUCCUCCGGAUCCUGGAUGACCAGAGCUGCUUCCCCCAGGCCACUGACCACACGUUCCUCCAGAAGUGUCACUACCACCACGGGACAAACCCGCUGUACACCAAGCCGAAAAUGCCACUGCCCGAGUUCACCAUCAAGCACUAUGCAGGGAAGGUGACCUACCAGGUUCACAAGUUUUUGGAUAAAAACUACGACCAGGUCCGUCAGGAUGUGCUGGACCUGUUCAUCAGCAGCAGGACCAAGGUGGUGGCCAACCUCUUCUUCGGCCAUGCCCAGGUGUUGGCCCGGCAGAGGAGCCUCAUCAGGAGGAGCAGCACCAGGACAAGGCGGUACAAGGCUCCAACCGUGGCUGCACGGUUCCAGCAGUCCCUCCUGGAGCUGGUGGAGAGGAUGGAGAGGUGCAACCCCUUCUUUGUGCGCUGCAUCAAACCCAACAACAAGAAGGAACCAGGGCUGUUUGAGGCCGACGUGGUCAGGGCCCAGCUGCGGUACUCGGGGAUCCUGGAGACCAUCCGCAUCCGCAAGGAAGGCUUCCCUAUCCGCAUCCCCUUCCUCGUCUUCAUCGACAGGUAUCGCUGCCUCGUUGAUAUGUGGUCCAAUGUCAUUCCCAAUGGAGCCAACUGUGUGGAGAUGCUGAGGAGCCUCUGCCCCGUUAACCCCAGCAUGUACUACGUCGGUGUCACCAAGCUCUUCCUGAAGGAGCAGCUGUACCAGGCACUGGAGAGCAAGCGAGCCCGUGCCCAUCACCUGGCCGCGCUCACGCUCCAGCGCUACGCUCGCACCUUCUUCAUCAAGCGCCGCUUCCGCUCCCUCCGCCGCAAGAUCGUCCUCCUGCAGAGCCGGGCAAGGGGAUACCUGGCCAGGCAGCGGUACCGGCGCAUGCGGCGCACGCUCAUCAAGUUCAGGUCACUGGUGCACAUCUACGUGAACCGCCGGAGGUACCUCAAGGUGAGGUGGGCGUGCACAUCCCUGUGCUGCUGGCAGGAGCUGACGCGGAGGGAGGUGGUGGAUGUCACCCACCUGGAGAUCCCGGCCGAGCUGAUGGGGCUGCUGGAGGCCGCUGCAGCCGCUCGGGAGGUGAAUGCCGGCUGCGUGGUGCUGGUGCCGCCGCCGGCGCUGCAGCCCGACCCCCAGCUCACCCUCCCGCUCGACAUCAAUGACUACCCCAUGGCCAAGUACGUGCGGGGCCACUUCCAGGAACCGGCAUUUGGGAUGCUGACGGCCCCACUGAAAGCCCCCCUCACCCGGCUGGAUGAGGAGCUGUGCCACGAGGCUCUCAGCCUCUUCCAGCUGAUCCUGCGGUUCAUGGGGGACCCGGGGCUGGGCGGCCCUCAGGAGACCCUCUUUGGCAACUACAUCGUGCAGAAGGGGCUGUCGGUGCCGGGGCUGCGGGAUGAGCUCCUGGCACAAGCUGCCAACCAGGUCUGGAGGAACACCAACGUCAACAAUGAGGAGCGGGGCUGGCUGCUGCUGGCCACCUGCCUCAGCGCCUUCCCCCCGUCCGCUGCCUUCGACAAGUACCUGCUCAAGUUUGUGUCUGACUACGCCUUCGCUGGCUACAAGCCGGUGUGCCAGCGCAAGCUGAUGCACGCCAUGGCCCGCUCCCAGCUGGGCGCCGCGGCCGCCCGCACCUUCCCCCCCUCGCUGCUGGAGUGGACGGCGAACCGGCGGCAGGCCAGCAUGGCCCUCGACCUGCACUGCUUCAACGGUGACCAAUUCUCCUGCCCCAUCCACUCCUGGAGCACAGGCGAGGACCUGGCAGGGGAUGUCCUGAAGCACAGAGGGCUGGCGGAGGGCUGGCGUGGCUGGUCCGUGGCGAUGAAGGCGGGUGCCCAGUGGGCUGAGCUGGCUGGACACGACUAUGUCCUGGACCUUGUCUCCGACCUCGAGCUGCUGCGGGGCUUCCCCAGGCAGAAAUCCUGCUUCCUCAUCGCAUGGGAUGGGAGCGAGAGCCACAGCAGGGACAGCCGGCCGGUGCUGGGACACGGAUUUGAUUUGGAUGAAGUGCCUCCUCCCCCAGCUGUGAAAGCCCCCACACUGCCCUCCAUAGAGACGUAUCACCCCCAUGAUGGGGAAUUGGGGGAGCCACGCAGCCAGAAGGGUCUGGACCGGUACCUGGACAGUCUCUUUGACCCCGUGCUCUCCUACGGCAAUGGGGAGCUGGAGAAGCCAUCCAUCCUCUCGCAGAGGCUGAAGGGAGGAGGUGGCGUGGGAGGGGGGAACAGUGGCACUGAUGCCAACCGGAGCGAACCUCCCGUAGCUGCAGAGAUGCGUCAGCCGAGGGCAGCCGUGGGCCAGCGGUGGUCGGGAGAGCCAGUGCAGCAUUCCCGGCUCAACUCGGAGCACUUCCCGCGGCCCACGCACGACAUCCGCAACAUCAUCCGGCAGUGCCAGCCAGCCCCACGCAGCUCCCAGCCCCACAGCAAGCUCUUUGGGAAGAAGCUGGACCCCCACGAGGAAGCCCUGCAGAUCCUGAAGGAGCAGCUCUCAGCAGCCCGGGUGCCAUCAGCUGUGGGGCCCAAGGAGGUGGUGGCUGCGGUGAAGCCGGUGCCAAGUGCCAGGUACCAGCUGCGAGCACCCACAGGGCGUCCUGCAGCCACAAGACCCCCAGUUUUUGUCUCACGGGAGCUCCCGUCCGAGGCGCAGCAGGUCCAGACCCAGCUGCACCGCAGCUGCAGCGAGGACUUCUACACCUACCACAACGUGCCCUGGAAAAUAUUCAUCCGGAAGGAGGUUUUCUACCCCAAGGACAGCAUCAAUAACCCACUGCUGCUCGACCUCAUCUUCCGGCAGAUCUUCAAUGAUGUGCUGUCUGACACCUGCAUCCGGAUCAGCCAGGAGGAGCGGCUCCGCCUCAAAUCCCUCUUUGCGGAAAACAAGCUGGACUCCUUCAGCCCCGUGGCCACCGAGGAUGUCAAGAGGGAGAUCAUUGCUGCAGCCCGGGAUGGCUGUGAGGUGUACUUCUCCCGCCUCUUCCCUGCCACGGGCAGCGUGGGGACGGGUGUGCAGAUCCUGGCCGUGUCCCACACUGGCAUCAAGCUGCUGCGGGUGGUCAAGGGCACCAACGUCCCCGGGGAGCAGCUGCGGGUGCUGCGGGCCUACAGCUACCCCGACGUGCUCUUCGUGACCACUCCAUCCAGGAACAUGCUGGAGUUCAACCUGCGCAGCGAGAAGCUCAUCCUCUUCUCCCCCAAAGCCCCCCAGGUCAAGGUCAUGGUUGACCACUUCAUCACAGAGCUCAGGAAGGAUUCCCAGUAUGUGGUGGCUGUGAGGAACUACAGCCCGGAGGACAGGGGUCAGCUCAGCUUCCACAAAGGGGACAUCAUCCACCUGCACUCACUGGAGCACCCUGAGAGAGACUACUACUAUGGCUGCGUGGUCCGCAAGAAGGUGAUGUACCUGGAGGAGCUGAAGACAGGCACCCAGGAUUUUGGGUGGAAGUUUGGGGCCAUCCAUGGCAGGUCAGGGCUCUUCCCUGCCGAGUACGUCCAGCCCGUCGCGGCACCCGACUUCGUCCAUUUGCCUGCGGAGAGGAAAGAGGAGCCCAGGGACAAGCAGGGCAAGGUGGCGGCUUCAGCGGCUGUGGCUGUGGCCGUGGCCUCCACUGCUGCUGCCCAGGAACUGGACAGGAAAACCGAGGUGUCCCCAGCCGGUGCCACCUUUGCGGAGGGUCCGGAGGGAGACGGUGUCGAGCAGCUCAGGGAUGUCACCGGGGCCUGUCCCAUGCUGGCCUUUGCCCAGCGGCAUUUCCGUGCGGCACGACGUGGGACCACGGAUACCCGUGGGAUGAAGAUGCCAAGCGUGCUAGAGAUGCUGACGUUCACCAAGAUUCCUAUUCAGGAGUCACUCAUUGAAUUUGUGGAUGGUGGCCUCAACAAACUGGCUGCUGAGGCUUUCCAAGCCGUGAUGAAGUUCAUGGGUGACCACCCCCUGCGGGGGCAGACAGAGCUGGAUGCUGUCUGCACCAUCCUCAAGCUGUGUGCGGAGCACGAGGUGCUGCGGGAUGAGGUGUACUGCCAGAUCAUCAAACAGAUCACCAACAACACCAGCUCCAAGCCGGACAGCUGCCAGAGGGGCUGGAGGCUGCUUUACAUCCUCGCUGCCUACUACAAGUGCUCUGAGGUGCUCCGGCCCUUCCUUCUGGCCUUCCUGCAGGAUGCCAGCAGGCACCCGGAGCUGCCUUUCCACGGCAUCGCCAAAGCCUGCGAGCAGAACCUGAGGAAAACCCAGCAGUUCGGUGGCCGCAGCCUCUUCCCCAGCAGCAUGGAGCUCAAGGCCAUGGUGGCCGGACGCAGCGCCAAGCGCCAGCUCUUCCUCCUGCCCGGUGGCAUCGAGAGGCACCUCAAGAUCAAGACGUGCUCGGUGGCUCUGGAUGUCAUCGAGGAGCUGUGCUGUGAGAUGGGGCUGCAGAAUCCAGAGGCUUUGGAGGAAUACAUCCUCUUCGUGGUGACCGACAGAGGGCAGAGCGUGCGGCCACUGACCCGCCGGGAAUACGUCCUGGACGUGGCUGCCGAGACGGAGCUCCGGGACACCAGCUACACCUUCUGGUGCCGCCGUGUGGUUUGGAGCCAGCCCCUCAAGUUCGACAACGAGCUCUUCGUCACUGUCCACUACAACCAGGUGCUCCCUGACUACCUCAAGGGGCUGUUCACCGUCCUGCCGCCGGCGAGGCCGGGAGAGCAGCACUUCCCGCACGUGGCCAAGCUGGCCGCCCUCCAGCACCGAGCCAAGGACCGCCACCACCUCCCCACCGCGCGGGAGAUGCAGGACUACGUCCCUCCGCAGCUCUUCCGCCUGCUGAAGCCGCAGUCCUGGCUGCAGAUGGUGACCCAGCACGUGCAGCAAGCCCAGGCACUCAGCGCCCACCAGGCCAGGGCACAGUUCCUGGGGCUGCUGAGCGCCUACCCCAUGUUCGGCUCGUCCUUCUUCUACAUCCAGAGCUGCAGUAACAACGCCAUCGUUUCGCCCUGUAUCCUGGCCGUCAACCAGAAUGGCCUCAACUUCCUCAGCAAGGAGACCCACGAACUCAUCGCCAAGUUCUCUCUGAAUGAGAUCCAGUCCACGCGGACACAGCGGCCGACAGCUGGAUCCAGCUAUCCCUACGUGGAGAUCACCCUGGGAGACCUCCUGGCCCAGGGCAUCACCCAGCUCCAGCUGGAGCAGGGCCUGGAGCUGUGCCGCGUGGUGGCCGCGCACAUGGAGAGGCUGCUGGGUGCCCGGGAGAAGAGGCUGACGCUGCCGCCCAGCGAGAUCACCCUGCUCUGA